GUUGCUUUCCGAUCGCCGCCUGGUGAAGAAUGUGUCAAGUUUGCCGUUUACCUCGUCCACGUCCACGCGCCGCGCAAACGAAUCUCGCCGUCAACCGUGUUGUUGCUAAAGUGUGUUGUGUUGUCGUUGUUGUUGCUGAAUUGCGCUGAAAACGUCGUGUCCGUAGUCAGCAAAACGGAGUCGUUCGCGGGAUUGCUGCAAGAGUUGUUGCUUGAAAGUGGACUGCGGCCUCUCCUUAAUCAAGUGGUGCAGGGUUGACCAAGAUCCGCCGUCCCCCUUCCUCUCACGGCGCUGGAUCCAGCAGUCGGAAUUGUUGCGGUGUUGCAGUGCUGUUGUUGUUGCAGGCAGAGAACGUGAAAAAGAUCGGCCCGAGUUUUCAAACGUGAAAGAAUCAACGAUCAGUGAGUGAGAAAGAGAUCGAAUCGCGGGAGAGAGGAAAAAAAGGAAAAGUUACAACCGUCAAGGGGCAUAGUGUUGUGUGUGUGUGCGAAUGCGUCUCUGAUUGGAAAAUCAAAGUUAUUAAGGUGAAACAGAAGCAACUUGUGAGCACAAAAAAAAGAAUAGUGAAAAGAAUCAAAUGCUGGAAAUGUGAGCGCUCGCAGAGCCGUGAAGCGUCGUGAGUGAAAAGUGUGAGCGCCAAGUGAGCAUGAGCACCGUGAGCGCACCUUAAAGGCAAACCAGUCCAGUCCAGGCAUUGUCACUGACCGGAAGUGAAGAUUGUCUGGCAGAAAAAGAAGAGUGUAGAGUGAAGAAAGUGCAGGCCAUGCACGCCGGCAAAGCGGGCGGUUCUCAAAAGUGAAAUCUCGUGAGUGAGCGCAAGUGUGAGCAGCUCGAAGAGUCACCCUGGAGCAGCGGAGCACCGGAAGCAGAAGGGCCGAAUUAUGCCAAAAAUUUCCAGCAAUGCAGACUUACCACUCGGCUGGGAGAUUAACACCGACUUUGAUGGGAAGGUUUAUUUUAUUGAUCAUAUUAACAAGAAGACCACAUGGAUCGAUCCCCGUGACAAACUCACCAAGCCGGAAACGUUCGCCGACUGCGUCGGCAAUGAGCUCCCGUUCGGCUGGGAGGAGGUGUACGAUCCCCAGAUCGGCACCUACUACGUCAACCACAACACGCAGUCGACCCAGCUCGAGGACCCGCGGCUGGAGUGGAAGAGCAAGCAGGAGGAGAUGCUGCGCGAGUAUCUCUGCUCCGCACAGGACACACUGGAGGCAAAGAAGGAGAUCUUCAACGUGAAAACGCAGCGGCUCCAUCUGGCCCAGGAGGAGUACAACCACCUGAACGCGCUGGCCGCCAGCAGGACUAGUUUAUGUUCUUCCACAAGUUCAUGUAGUACAAAGUUCGAUCCCGAACUGCUGCGAGCAGACCUCGCACUAGCCAAGGAGCGCGUGUUCCGACUCAAGAAGGAGCUCUCGCGGAUACAGAAAGAGAUGCACAAUACUCAGAAGGGGGUGGACACUCUGUCGGGUGUCGAGCAAAAGUUGAACUCUCACAUCAACGGCUGCUACAACAUUACCGAGGCCCAAGCCAUACUGGAGGAGGUGAAGAAGAUCCAGAAGUCGCUCAUCACGGGCGAACGAGAGAAGAAGGAACUGAUGAAGAGCCUGGCCCAGGUCAAGGACGAUCUGACGCGGUUGCAGCUGCGCCAGGAGAGUCCGGACGCGUCCACGUUCAACCUGGCCCAGGACCGGGUGUGUGCGGCCUCGCAGACCGAUCUGUCGUCGGAGAACUUCCCGAUGGGGGCGCGGGAGAUGGCCAAGAUGCGCCAGCGGUACGACGAGUGGCGCAAGCGGGUCAAGGAGAUACAGGAGAAGCUGGCGGCGCUGGAGGAGAAGAUCCGACCGGGCGAGGUCGAGUCCGACCAGGACCGGUUGCUACUCUUCCAGGAGAAGAAGCAACUGCUGCUGGAGUACCGAAGUAUCACGCCCAAGUCGCGUUCGCAAACGGAGAUGAAGCGGAUACAGAGCGUGUGCAAGCAGCUUGAAGCGGAUCUGAACAUGGCGUACGAAGAGUCCAAUCAGUGCAUAGCGAACCGGCUCAAGCUGCACGAAGAGAAGCAGGCACUGUUGCAGAAACUGCUGGAAGCGCUCAAAGAGUUCACGCACCUGGAGAACCAGCUCAAAUCCCUGUCCGCGAGCACCCUCUCGAUCAGCAGCAGUUCGAGCCUCGGAUCGCUUUCGACGGCAAGCAGCAAGGGUUCGCUAAGCGGACUCAGCUUUACGGACAUCUACGGUGAUCCGCUGUCGACGGAGCCACAGAUCGACAUGGUUGACAUCAACCGGAGGGUACAGCGACUAUUCCAUCCCAGCUCGGAAGUGUCGUUAUCCCCUCGAAGCAGCCUUUCACUUGAAACACCACCCGCCUCUCCCAUGAAGCUCGAAUGGAACGGUGGAACGGAAGGUCCACCGUACAAGCCAUCUGCUCCGUACAACGUGCCUGCCCCCAGCUACAGCUCCGACUACAAUCUGGACAAGCAGAAGCUGGAGGAGCAGCUGCAGGAUCUGAAGAUCCGACAGCUCGGCAUCGCCCCGCUCUCGCCAAUCUACGAGAAACCCUCGUACCUGGACAUCCCUCCUGCCGUCAUCCUGAGCCGAUCCUCGUCUACGUCGAACACCCGGUCCGUGUCGACCACCGUGAGCGACGAGUCGGUAGCCGGCGAUUCCGGCGUGUUCGAAGCGUCUCGAGCGCUGUUGACCAGCAAAGAGUGCGCCCAGAUCCAGAUCAGCAUCCGGUACACCGCCACCGACAGUACGCUCUGCAUUACCAUUGAACGGGGUCGCAACCUGGCGGCCCUGUGCCUGCCCGAGGGCUGCCAGCUGUUUGUGCGCGCAAUCCUACUCCCCGGGACGGCCACACCCUUCAUCCGCACCAACGCCGUCACGGACUUUGUGAAGCCGGUCUUCAAAACGAUGCUGGUGGCGCAGAUGCCGCUGGAGAAGGUGUACACGAAAUCGCUGCACGUCAAGGUUAUGAUCAUCGUCGGUCAGCGCGAGGACUGGGUCGGCAGCGCGCAGAUCAGCCUGGCGGAGUUCAACGCGGCGGACGCGAGCAACAAGUGGUACAAUAUCAUCAGCCGGAAGUCGAUGACCGAGCUGGACGGGCUGGAGGGCUGCUCCAACAUUCGGGAGGAAUCCUCGGACGAAUCGACCAUCAUUUCGUCCCAGACGUCGACGCUGACGCGCAACCAAGGCCAAGAGGAACUGCAGGCAGUGCUGGAGAUGGUCUACGACGAGCUGGCGAACGACGACGAGGACGAGGAGGACGAGGAAGACGACGAUGAGGAGGAAGAAGAGGUCGACGAGGAAGCUAAAAACCAAGCGGCCACCCAGCUGAUGCUGGAGGAGUACAUGAACAGCGUCAAGGGGACGAUCGCGACUGAGGACGAGCUGGACGAAACGGCGGCGGCGGCUGCGAUACCGGUGGAGAAGGCGGACAAGGAAACCAACACCGAGUGUGCCUUCCUGCCGGAGAAGGGUCGCCGGAGGUUGAACGAUCCGGCGAUACGGGCUGGCGGCGCCAGCAGCACGAUCGAGGAGAACUCCGUCGUGGACGACAGGCUGGUGAAGCGGUCGCAGACCUUUUCGCCGAGCGCCGUCGCGAGCAAGGCCCGCUACAUCUGCCGGCUGAACCGCAGCGACUCGGAUUCGGCGAUGCACUUCAACAACCCGGUCACGCCGCAUCCGUUCAGGCGUGGUGCCGUCGAGCGGCGGUCGCUGCGGUACAGCAGCCGGACGCCCAAGGUCUACCACAAAAUGCAUCCCGCCGUGCCGCGAACUAGUCUGGACCUGGAGUUGGAUCUGCAGGCGCAACAAACCAAGCUGGAGACGCUCACGGACGAGAUCAGCCGGUUACGGGACCUGAAGAAGCGGCUGGAGCUUGCGCGGGACAACAACAACGUGAAGGUGGCGGCGUGGGCCCUCGAGAACGAAGACUUCCUGAAGCUGAUCAAGGGUGCGGGCAGCGCCACCACCACGGAGGAGAAGCACAUGGCCAAGCUGCUGCACAAGACUUCGAAGGAGAUCUACAAGCUGCGCAAAACGAAGGCCGGCAAGGGCAAGCUGGACCUGAUUUCGUUCAAAGAAAAGAUGGCCUUCUUCACGCGGCGCGGCGUGUCCGUGCCGGAACUUCCGGCGGACAUUCUGCAGCUGGACGCGGACUGCGGAGACUGUGGGGAGCAGCUGUCGGCGUGCAACUCGCCGACCAAGUGCCCCGAGGAACCCGUGGCCGGUCCGUCGAAGCCGUUCGAUCCGUCGGAGCCGUCGACGUCGCGAGCGGGACAAGGCAGCGCCAAGCUGGAGUUUUCGUACAACGAGGUGGACCGGACGUACGGGGUGGAGGUGUGAGAACGGUAGGGACGGACGGGCGGGAACAACCGAAUCGAACAUGACAAUUUGCGUACAGGAGGUAGUGGUAAAGGGGGGAACUUCCGGGUUAAGCCGGAAGUUAUUUUUUAUUACGUUUACAACUUUUGUUUUUUUAUGAUUUUUAUUUUUCGUUUCUACAUGGAAGCCAACUCUGUGCUUUGUUCUGCGAACCAAAGCUCUACGUGCAUUUACAGAUUAAGAUUUUUUAAACAACACGGAAAGUUUGCGCGGUACCGUUGCGAGGUUAUGUUUGAGGUUGUACAAAAGAGCGCACGCGCGCAAGCGGUUUGGCCGAUGAGUUUAGGAAAGCAACAAUGUCGGAAUUGUUGUGAAAAAUCCGGCACAAAGAUUCAUUUCUCAACUUUUCCUCAACUCAUCGAUGCCAUACCAUGCGGCGAACCAGUGAGAGUGUGAGUUUUAUUUUGCCGCGAUCGAGUGAGAAUGUUUAGGAGUGUUUGCCGGAG
This is a messenger RNA of Culex pipiens pallens (northern house mosquito), 4828 nucleotides long. RefSeq names its product protein kibra (gene kibra). The coding region runs from base 882 to 4343 and encodes 1153 amino acids. The record is from RefSeq and is a predicted model, not a curated record. Lineage: Eukaryota; Metazoa; Arthropoda; Insecta; Diptera; Culicidae. Gene Ontology annotation, biological process: regulation of DNA-templated transcription; regulation of hippo signaling; cell migration. The transcript is spliced from 9 exons. Gene Ontology annotation, cellular component: cytoplasm. Gene Ontology annotation, molecular function: kinase binding; molecular adaptor activity.